This is a messenger RNA of Perca flavescens (yellow perch), 450 nucleotides long. RefSeq names its product putative nuclease HARBI1. The record is from RefSeq and is a predicted model, not a curated record. The transcript is spliced from 2 exons. NCBI's taxonomy places the organism in Eukaryota, Metazoa, Chordata, Actinopteri, Perciformes, Percidae. The coding region runs from base 1 to 450 and encodes 149 amino acids.
AUGGAAGCCAAAUGGCCUGGUUCUGUGCAUGACUCCAGGAUUUUCAGAGUGUCACAUUUAUGCACAUUAUUUGAACGUGGUGCUUACGACUGGAUCCUGCUUGGUGACAGGGACUAUGCCUGCAGGCAGUACUUCAUGACGCCAUUCCCUGACCCAAACCCUGGACCACAAACCCGUUUCAAUACAGCUCUAGCCAGGACAAGGGCACGCAUUGAAAUGACCUAUGGGCAACUAAAGGGAAGAUUUCAGUGUCUGAAGGGUCUGAGGGUUGCACCUGACAGGGCCUGUGACAUUAUUGUUUCAUGUGCCAUCCUCCACAAUAUUGCCACCAUCAGAAAGGAGAGGACCCCUGUGGUGGAGGUGCAGGCUGAUGAUGACCUCCAACCAGUGCACUUGGACCAACCUAGUGGCAGAGCUGCACGGGACAGAAUUGUGGAACACCAUUUUUGA